This is a messenger RNA of Solanum tuberosum (potato), 3421 nucleotides long. RefSeq names its product probable LRR receptor-like serine/threonine-protein kinase At1g56140. Lineage: Eukaryota; Viridiplantae; Streptophyta; Magnoliopsida; Solanales; Solanaceae. The record is from RefSeq and is a predicted model, not a curated record. The coding region runs from base 143 to 3208 and encodes 1021 amino acids. The transcript has 24 exons. Gene Ontology annotation, biological process: protein phosphorylation. Gene Ontology annotation, cellular component: plasma membrane. Gene Ontology annotation, molecular function: protein binding; protein kinase activity; ATP binding.
CAAAAGACAACGUCCGGCGAAAUUUCAAAGGCUCAAUCAUUGCAUAUUUUGCCAAAUGUAAUAUGACAUUAACAUAACCAAGCACUAAGCAGUGCAUGAUGAACUAGCUAGUAAGCUGUAUAUUUGGAAAAAGAAAUUAAACAUGAAGGCAAGCGGACUAUUUGGCCUGAGCUUGGCCAUCAUGUUUGGUCUACUGCUGGAGAUAGCCGUAGCUCAAACAAACACAACUACUAAUCCUUCUGAAGCCCGUGCUUUGAACUCCAUCUUCCAAAAAUGGGGGAUUUCUGCAACAAAUCAUUGGAACAUUAGUGGUGAGUUAUGCAGCGGAGAUGCCAUUGAUUCAACUUCAAUCCUAGAGUUUAAUCCCGCCAUCAAAUGUGAUUGUUCUGCCAACAAUGGAACUCUUUGUCAUAUCACUGGCUUGAGAGUUUAUGAAUUGGACGUCUGGGGUGAAAUUCCAGAUGAAUUAUGGAGCCUUACCUUCCUCGAUGAUCUCAAUUUGGGCCACAAUUACUUAACAGGCACACUGUCUCCAUCCAUUGGCAAGCUGACUCGGAUGAAACGUCUAGCCUUUGACAUCAAUGCAUUGUCAGGGGAGCUUCCAAAGGAACUUGGAUUGUUGACCGACUUAAGUUCAUUUAGUUUUGGUACAAACAACUUCGCUGGACCUCUGCCUUCAGAGCUUGGAAACUUAACAAAACUGAUACAAAUUUAUCUCGAUAGUUCUGGUGUUAGUGGUCCAAUACCAUUGACGUUUGCGAAACUGCAGAACUUGGUCACAGUGUGGGCUUCAGAUAAUGAUUUUACAGGGAGGAUUCCUGAUUUCAUUGGAAAUAAUUGGUCAAAGCUUACCACACUGAGGUUCCAAGGAAAUGCUUUUGAUGGUCCAAUACCAGCUUCCUUUUCCAACUUAACCUCUCUGACCGACCUGAGAGUAAGUGAUCUAUCCAAUGGUAGCUCUUCUUUUGACUUCCUCAGGAAUAUGAAGUCUCUCAGCAAGCUGGUUUUACGGAAUAACAAUAUUUCAGGUUCCAUCCCAAGUAAUAUGCGAGAAUAUCAUAGCCUGUCUCUACUGGAUUUGAGCUUCAACAAUUUGUCUGGGCGUAUUCCAGCUGCACUUUUCAAUCUGAUUUCGCUGACUCACCUGUUUCUUGGUGAUAACAAGCUAACAGGCGCCCUGCCAGCUCAGAAGGGACGGUCUCUCCAGACUAUAGAUUUAUCAUACAAUGGGUUAUCUGGAAGAAUCCCUGCUUGGAUCAAUGACCCAAUUGAACAAUUAAAUUUAGUUGGCAACAGCCUUACAAUAGGACAAUCAGACGAUGGUUAUCUGCGUUCGGGGUUAGAUUGUCUUCAACGGAACUUCCCUUGCAAUAUAGGAUCUCCGAGAUAUUCCGGCUUUGCAAUUAAAUGUGGGGGACCUCCAAUAAAGACUAGUAAUCAGAUAUCGUAUGAGAGGGACAAUGAAAUUCUGGGUCCAGCCUCAUAUUUCAUAACUAGUACAGGGAGAUGGGCUGUUAGUAAUGCUGGUCUGUAUUCUGACCGUCCAAAUCAGAGCUUCACAAGCUUCAAAUCAUCUCAGUUUUCAAACACCUUGGAUUCACAACUCUUUCAAACUGCACGAAUUUCCUCUGGAUCACUUAGAUACUAUGGCUUGGGCCUUGUUAAUGGUAUUUACACUGUGAACCUCCAGUUUGCUGAGUCAGAAAUCUUAAAUACCCCAACUUGGCAUAGUCUUGGAAGACGAGUAUUUGACGUUUAUGUACAGGGGAUUCGGAGAUUGAAAGAUUUUGACAUACGGAAGGAGGCUGGGGGGUCCCUAGCAGCUGUUCAAAGGCAAUUUAUAGCUCUGGUUUCUGAAAAUUAUCUUGAGAUACAUCUGUUCUGGGCUGGAAAAGGGACCUGCUGUGUACCUAUACAAGGCACAUAUGGACCUUCCAUAUCAGCAAUUAGUGCAACCUCAGAUUUAAUUCCCCCUGCUAGCGAGCAGCCUUUUACUACAAAAAAGAACUGGACUGGCCUGAUUGUGGGUAUCGUUGUUGGUGUUGGAGUCAUAAGCUUGAUUUCAUUAUUUUUAGUCUAUUACCUAAUUCAGAAAAGAAAACAGCAACAGGCUUUGGAGGAUGAAGAGUUCCUGGGGAUAGAAACCAGACCCUACACUUUCAGCUAUUCAGUACUUCGAGCUGCGACUGGUGACUUCUGUAUUUCCAAUAAGCUUGGACAGGGAGGUUUCGGACCAGUUUACAAGGGAACACUUGAGGACAACAGGAUUGUUGCUGUUAAACAAUUGUCUGUGGCAUCACAUCAAGGAAAGAGUCAGUUUGUGGCAGAGAUUGCUACUAUAUCAGCUGUACAACACCGUAAUCUUGUGAAACUCUAUGGUUGCUGCAUUGAGGGAGACAGGCGAUUACUUGUUUAUGAGUAUCUUGAAAACAAGAGUCUUGAUCAAGCAUUAUUUGAGAAAGGAUCAUUAUAUCUUGACUGGCCAAUACGCUUCCAGAUUUGCUUGGGAGUGGCAAAGGGUCUAGCAUAUCUUCACGAGGAAUCUCGAGUCCGUAUUGUCCAUCGAGAUGUUAAGGCCAGUAAUAUUCUGCUUGAUGCAGACCUGAACCCUAAAAUUUCAGAUUUUGGAUUGGCAAAACUUUACGAUGACAAACAGACUCAUAUAAGCACUCGUGUUGCAGGCACAAUAGGGUAUCUUGCACCAGAAUAUGCCAUGCGUGGACAUCUGACUGAGAAGGCUGAUGUGUUUGGCUUCGGAGUUGUAGCUCUAGAGAUUGUCAGUGGUAGACCAAACUCUGAUGAGAGCUUGGAAGAAGACAAGAUCUAUCUUCUUGAGUUGGCUUGGCAGCUUCAUGAGAACAAGCGUGAAACUGAGCUGGUGGAUGCAAAUUUAUCUGAAUUUGAUGUAGACGAAGUGAAAAAAGUAAUAGGGAUAGCUCUACUAUGCACUCAAACACCCCCGGGGUUACGACCCUCAAUGUCCCGUGUAAUAGCAAUGCUUACAGGAGAUGCUGAGGUUGCCACUGUGACUUCCAGACCUGGAUACCUGAUUGACUGGAAAUUUAAAGAUGCAACAACCUUCAUGACCAAACAUUCUUCGCAAAUGCACAAUUCAUCAGUGGGUACAAGUACUGCCCCUAAUACAAAUUAUUCAUCAUCUAGUGCUGAAACACCAAUUCUCAGAGACUUCAUUGGAGAGGGUGGAUGAAAUCUUUUAAUUUUCAGUCAGAGAUGAAGCGAGACGUCAGAUAAACUUUUACCCUUUUGUUUGUUUUGAAGAUGUCAUCUUUCUUUAGAUUCUUUCUGCAACCAUUUGUGUAUAGGUUUUCGUUGAUUUAAGGACUACUAUGCCUACCUUUUUUUUAGAGACUGAUUCUUCAGACUCAAAAAAUCACACUGACUAAAAGAUACACGAUAUUGA